This is a messenger RNA of Cynoglossus semilaevis (tongue sole), 1094 nucleotides long. RefSeq names its product transmembrane protein 179. The transcript is spliced from 4 exons. NCBI's taxonomy places the organism in Eukaryota, Metazoa, Chordata, Actinopteri, Pleuronectiformes, Cynoglossidae. The record is from RefSeq and is a predicted model, not a curated record. Bases 161 to 901 code for a protein of 246 amino acids.
UUCCGCCCUCAUUUCUUUAAAUAUCCAGCAGCAGCGCCGUGGACCGUGACAGUGGAAUUAAGAAGGGAUGCGUUAACUUAUAUUCACGAACAUAUGUAAACAGCAUUUAAGUUUAACUACGUUGUUUUUUCACGCUGCAGUCGCGUUUUAUUCCUCUAACAUGGAGCUGGACCGGCGACUGUUGCUGGCUCACUGCGCGGUUCACGCCCUUUCUAUAGCGGCCGGUCUCCUGGUGGUCGUUCCCAUGGCUCUCAACGGCUCUGCGUUUAAAGGCCGCUGCGCGUUAUUUUCCAGCGGCUACUGGAGGACCGAGGACGGGAUCAAGUUGACAGAUGAGCCGGGAGACGCCUCCUCACAGCUCAUGGUGCAUCAGUGGGGCCCACUGGCCGCCUGCCAGUUCUCCACCUUCGUGGGUAUUUUCACGGUGCUUUACGGUGCAGCUCAGGGCUGGAGGUGUCUCUUCUAUCUGCACGGGCGACACGACGACACCCUGUUUUCGUCCUUCCUGACGGUGCUGUUGAGUGUGUGCAUGCUCUUCCUGUCUGGGGGAGCCAGUGUCCUCUUGUCCCUCGGCCUGGCCUCAUGGUGUGACACUGUAACUGAUAACAACUCACGACCAUACAGCUGUGCAGAGUCUCAGUCUGUUUCAUUUUUCCUGGACGUGGACACCUCAUCAUUCUACACAGAGCUCAGUUUGGCACAGGCAUCACUUUGGUUUGUGACAGCUCUGUGGUUCGUUCAGUCCCUUCUGGCCUUCCUGCGGCUCUACCACUCCCACAGCCAGCACAUCAGCGGGCCGUGUCUUCCACGAGAGAAGGAGCUCCUUCUGGAGCACAGUCCUUCAGAGAGCAGCACACCAACACCUCCUCACCUUCCACCAUCAUCCACCAUCUUGGUUUAAGUCAGAGGGACAGAGGUUGGUUAUGUAAGGAAGAAGAGAAUGAUUUUCUCUGUUAUCUAAGUUAAGUCACCAUGGCUGCUCAUGUCAACUCCCACAUCUUAUGCAUGUAGUAAAGUACUGUUUUAAAUGUGGAGCAUUUCAUUACGUUGUACGUAAGUAACUUUACGUAUGGAUGUGUCUUUAUUUGUUUGUU